AUGUUAUGUUGGGGAUAUUGGUCUCUGGGCCAACCUGGAAUCAGCACUAACCUACAAGGCAUUGUGGCCGAGCCGCAGGUGUGCGGGUUUAUAUCGGACAGAAGUGUCAAGGAGGUGGCCUGUGGAGGAAACCACUCCGUGUUCCUGCUGGAGGACGGGGAGGUGUACACCUGCGGCCUGAACACCAAGGGGCAGCUGGGCCAUGAGAGGGAAGGGAACAAGCCAGAGCAAAUUGGAGCGUUGGCAGAUCAGCAUAUUGUCCAUGUGGCAUGUGGCGAGUCCCACAGCCUGGCCCUCAGUGACCGGGGCCAGCUGUUUUCUUGGGGUGCAGGGAGUGAUGGUCAGCUGGGACUCAUGACUACUGAGGACUCAGUGGCAGUGCCCAGGUUAAUACAAAAGCUGAACCAGCAGACAAUCUUACAAGUUUCCUGUGGCAACUGGCAUUGCUUGGCUCUUGCAGCUGAUGGUCAGUUCUUCACCUGGGGAAAGAAUAGCCAUGGGCAACUGGGCCUGGGGAAGGAGUUUCCCUCCCAGGCCACCCCGCAGAGGGUGCGGUCCCUGGAGGGGAUCCCGCUGGCUCAGGUGGCUGCAGGAGGGGCCCACAGCUUUGCCCUGUCUCUCUCAGGAGCCGUUUUUGGCUGGGGGAUGAAUAAUGCAGGGCAACUAGGGCUCAGUGAUGAAGAAGAUCGAGAGUCCCCUUGCCAUGUGAAACUUUUACGAACGCAAAAAGUUGUCUAUAUUAGUUGUGGAGAAGAACACACAGCAGUCCUCACAAAAAGUGGAGGUGUGUUUACCUUUGGUGCUGGUUCCUGUGGGCAACUUGGACAUGAUUCCAUGAAUGAUGAGGUUAAUCCAAGAAGAGUUCUAGAGCUGAUGGGCAGUGAAGUAACUCAGAUUGCUUGUGGCAGACAACACACCCUUGCCUUUGUGCCUUCUUCUGGACUCAUCUAUGCAUUUGGUUGUGGAGCAAGAGGUCAACUAGGAACUGGACACACUUGUAAUGUGAAGUGCCCGUCUCCCGUGAAGGGUUACUGGGCUGCCCAUAGUGGUCAGCUUUCAGCCACUGCUGAUCGCUUUAAAUAUCAUAUUGUUAAGCAGAUCUUCUCUGGAGGAGACCAAACUUUUGUACUUUGCUCCAAAUAUGAGAAUUCUUCUCCUGCUGUUGACUUCAGGAUUAUGAACCAAGCACAUUAUACCAGUUUAAUAAACGAUGAAACCAUAGCAGCUUGGAAACAAAAACUCUCAGAACACAACAAUGCAAAUACAAUCAAUGGUGUUGUUCAGAUAUUAUCUUCUGCAGCCUGUUGGAAUGGAAGUUUUCUUGAAAAAAAAAUUGAUGAACAUUUUAAAACAAGUCCAAAAAUCCCUGGGAUUGACCUGAACUCAACGAGGGUAUUAUUUGAGAAGUUAAUGAACUCGCAACAUUCUGUGAUUCUAGAACAGAUCUUAAACAGCUUUGAAAGUUGCCUGAUUCCCCAGUUGUCAAGUUCACCACCAGAUGUUGAAGCCAUGCGAAUCUAUUUAAUACUACCUGAGUUCCCCCUGCUCCAGGAUUCCAAGUAUUAUAUAACGUUGACUAUUCCCCUGGCUAUGGCCAUUCUGAGGCUGGAUACAAACCCUAGCAAAGUAUUAGAUAACUGGUGGUCUCAGGUAUGCCCGAAAUAUUUCAAGAAGCUGGUAAACCUCUAUAAAGAUGCAGUUGUUUAUCUACUUCAAGGAAGAAAGACAUUCUUAAUUCCUGUACUGUUUAACAGUUAUAUUACAGCAGCUCUCAAGCUCUUGGAAAAGUUAUAUAAGGUAAACCUUAAAGUGAAGCAUGUGGAAUAUGAUGCAUUUUACAUUCCUGAGAUUUCCAGUCUUGUGGACAUUCAGGAAGACUACCUCAUGUGGUUCUUGCAUCAAGCAGGCACGAAGGCUAGACCAUCUGUAAUACAGGAUGCUGUAACACUUUGUUCCUACCCUUUCAUCUUUGAUGCCCAAGCCAAGACCAAAAUGUUACAGACAGAUGCUGAACUACAGAUGCAGGUGGCGGUCAAUGGAGCCAACCUGCAGAAUGUCUUCAUGCUUCUCACCUUGGAGCCUCUGCUGGCCAGAAGCCCCUUCCUGGUUCUUCACGUUCGCAGGAACAACCUCGUUGGCGAUGCCCUGAGAGAGCUGAGCAUUCAUUCUGACAUCGAUCUGAAAAAGCCUCUCAAAGUAAUCUUUGAUGGUGAAGAAGCAGUGGAUGCUGGUGGUGUCACAAAGGAGUUCUUUCUUUUACUGUUAAAAGAACUUUUGAAUCCCAUCUAUGGAAUGUUUACCUACUAUCAAGAUUCAAAACUCUUGUGGUUUUCAGAUACAUGUUUUGUAGAGCACAACUGGUUUCACCUGAUUGGCAUAACCUGCGGACUAGCCAUCUAUAACUCCACCGUGGUCGAUCUCCACUUCCCACUGGCUCUCUAUAAGAAGCUACUGAAUGUAAAUCCUGGCUUGGAGGACUUAAAGGAGCUUUCACCCACUGAAGGAAGGAGUCUUCAAGAACUUUUAGAUUACCCUGGGGAAGAUAUUGAGGAGACUUUCUGCCUCAACUUUACAAUUUGUCGGGAAAGCUAUGGAGUGAUUGAACAGAAGAAGCUGAUACCUGAGGGAGACAAAGUGACUGUGUGCAAGGAUAACAGGCAGGAAUUUGUGGAUGCGUACGUGAACUACAUCUUCCAGCUCUCCGUUCACGAAUGGUACACAGCGUUUUCCAGUGGCUUCCUCAAGGUGUGUGGUGGCAAAGUGCUUGAGCUCUUCCAGCCUUCGGAACUAAGAGCCAUGAUGGUGGGGAACAGCAACUACAACUGGGAGGAGCUGGAGGAGACUGCCAUCUACAAGGGAGAUUACUCAGCCACACAUCCCACUGUGAAACUAUUUUGGGAAACAUUUCAUGAGUUUCCUCUGGAAAAGAAGAAGAAGUUUCUCUUGUUCCUGACGGGCAGCGAUCGGAUCCCCAUCUAUGGCAUGGCGAGCCUGCAGAUUGUCAUCCAGUCCACGGCCAGCGGGGAGGAGUACUUGCCUGUGGCCCACACUUGCUAUAACCUCCUCGAUCUCCCCAAAUACAGCAGCAAAGAGACCCUGAGGGCGCGGCUGACCCAGGCCUUGGACAACUACGAGGGGUUCAGUUUGGCCUGA
Molecule: messenger RNA, 3153 nt
Organism: Pipistrellus nathusii (Nathusius's pipistrelle)
Lineage: Eukaryota; Metazoa; Chordata; Mammalia; Chiroptera; Vespertilionidae
Source: the annotation of a GenBank genome assembly